Molecule: messenger RNA, 5855 nt
Organism: Xyrauchen texanus (razorback sucker)
Lineage: Eukaryota; Metazoa; Chordata; Actinopteri; Cypriniformes; Catostomidae
Gene: pwp2h
Product: PWP2 small subunit processome component
Exons: 22
Coding region: 120-2909 (929 amino acids)
Biological process (GO): ribosomal small subunit assembly; maturation of SSU-rRNA from tricistronic rRNA transcript (SSU-rRNA, 5.8S rRNA, LSU-rRNA)
Cellular component (GO): small-subunit processome; Pwp2p-containing subcomplex of 90S preribosome
Molecular function (GO): protein binding
Source: RefSeq, a predicted model, not a curated record
UGAUCCGGAAGUGUUUUUGCACGGUGCACACAUGUGCGUAACUUACCGUGUUUGGAGUUUCUCACGUGCUGGUCUGUGACGCUUAUUGCAUAAAAACAUUAGCACCUCACUCAGAAAAUAUGAAGUUUGCUUACAAGUUUUCCAACUUAUUAGGGUCAUUUUAUCGCCAAGGGAACCUGUCUUUCUCUAAAGAUGGCAAUUUUGUCAUCAGUCCAGUCGGCAACCGCAUCUCUGUCUUUGAUCUGAAAAAUAACAAGUCAGAAACCUUGCCAGUGUCUACCACAAAGAACAUCACCUGUGUCGGAAUCUGCCCAGAUGGGAAUCUUGCCAUACUUAUAGAUGAAGAUGGAGCAGCUGUACUUGUCAGCUUGGUCACUCGGGCAGUACUCCACCAUCAUCACUUCCAUAAGCCUGUUCACAGCGUUUGCUUCUCCCCUGAUGGAAGGAAAUUUGUGAUAACGAAGGAAAAUGUGGCUCUAAUGUACCAUGCACCUGGAAGAAACGGAGAGUUUAAUGCCUUUGCAUUAGACAAGAGUUAUUAUGGACCAUUUGAUGAGACAACUUGCAUCGACUGGACUGAUGAUUCCAAGUGCUUUGCUGUUGGUAGCAAGGAUAUGACGACAUGGAUCUUUGGAGCGGAGAGAUGGGCGAAUCUUAUCUAUUACUCACUGGGUGGACACAAGGACAUCAUAGUAGGCUGUUUCUUUGAGAAGGACAGCUUGGACCUGUAUACGGUGAGCCAGGACGGUACACUCUGUGUAUGGGAAAGUGACAGUGAGCUGGAGGACUUGCGCAAGGGCCCAAAAUACUCUGAGAGAAAGAAGAUGGAGGAGGAGAAGAACAAAAGACAUCAAGAAGGGGAGAACGAAGCUGAUGAUGACAUUGAGGUUAUAUUUGGGGAGGAUGUAGAGGCGAUAAAGGGAAGCGCAGAUGCACCCAAAGAGCUGGAAGGCAUAAAAAAUGUCCGCUAUACACAAAGGAGCAAACACUAUUUUAACAAGGAAGGAGAUUUCAACAAAUUGACAGCUGUAGCCUUCCAUAAGAAAAUACGUAUCCUUGUGACAGGCUUUGCGACUGGAGCCUUCCACCUGCAUGAGCUGCCGGAAUUUGACCUCAUUCACUCACUCAGUAUUUCAGAUCAGAGGAUUUCUACCAUCGCUAUUAAUUCUACUGGUGACUGGAUUGGCUUUGGCUGCUCAGGUCUGGGUCAGCUGCUGGUUUGGGAAUGGCAGAGCGAGUCCUAUGUGUUCAAACAGCAAGGACACUUUAACAACAUGAACUCUUUGGCUUUUUCACCUGAUGGGCAGUAUCUUGUCACUGGAGGGGAUGAUGGGAAGGUUAAAGUGUGGAACACCAACAGUGGUCUCUGUUUUGUGACGUUCACCGAACACUCCAGCAGUGUCACCAAUGUUGCCUUCACCUCCAGUGGUUUUGUGGUGGUCAGCGCUUCAACAGAUGGCACCGUUAGAGCAUUUGACUUACACAGGUACCGGAACUUUCGUACCAUGACAUCUCCACGGCCAGCCCAGUUCUCCUCUCUGGCAGUGGACAGUAGUGGGGAGCUGGUGUGUGCAGGUUCCCAGGAUUCUUUUGAGAUAUUCCUGUGGUCCAUGCAGACCGGACGACUGCUAGAGGUGCUCAGUGGUCAUGAGGGUCCUGUCAGCAACUUGUGCUUCAGCCCAGUCCAGUCAGUGCUCGCCAGUGUAUCAUGGGACAAAACUGUCCGGCUGUGGGAUAUGCUGGACAGCUGGCAGACCAAAGAAACCUUGCGGCUGACCUCUGAUGGACUUGCUGUAACGUAUCGUCCUGAUGGUCAGGAGUUGGCAGUGGCCUCUUUGGAUGGUGAGAUUACAUUCUGGAACCCUCGGACUGCAGGACAGGCUGGUUCUAUCUCUGGCCGCCAUGAUCUGCAGAUGGGACGCAAAGAAACGGAGAAGAUCACUGCAAAGCAGUCUGCCAAGGGAAAGUCCUUCACAUCCUUGUGUUACUCGGCAGAUGGUGAAUCAAUCCUUGCAGGUGGCCAGUCAAAGUUUGUGUGCAUUUAUAACAUCACGGAACAGGUCCUGAUGAAGAAGUUUGAGAUCUCCUGCAAUCUCUCCUUGGACGCUAUGGAGGAGUUUCUGGACAGGCGUAAGAUGACAGAGUUUGGGAGUCUGUCCAUUUUGGAUGAGGGAACAGGAGAUGGAGAUGGAGUGGAGCUCAGUCUUCCUGGAGUCAAGCGAGGUGAUAGGAGCUCACGGCAUUUUAAACCAGAGAUCCGUGUCAGUUCUCUCCGUUUCUCACCUACUGGGCGGAGUUGGGCGGCAGCCUCUACUGAAGGUUUGCUGAUCUAUUCUCUGGAUGCUUCACUUGUGUUUGACCCCUAUGAUCUGGACAUGGAUGUCACCCCAAUAAGCAUACGGCAGCAGGUGAAGAAGAAAGAGUGGGCAGCGGCCAUUUUGCUGUCUUUUCGUCUGAAUGAAACAUCACUCGUAAGAGAGGUUCUGGAGGCAGUGCCUUAUGACCAAAUUCCAGUGGUAUGCAGCUCACUGCCAGAUGUUUAUGUGGAUAAGCUUCUGGACUUUGUGGCCUCGACAUUGGAAAGGUCAAACCAUCUUGAGUUCUAUCUCACCUGGUCUCAGUGUCUGCUCACAUUACAUGGACAAAAGCUCAAGAAUCGAUCUGGAACUGUACUUCCUACUGUAAAGCAGCUGCUAAAGAGUAUUCAAAGACACCAUGAUGAUCUGUCCAAACUUUGUGACUGGAACAUGUACAAUAUUCGCUAUGCCAAUGCUCUGUACAAACAGAGAGGGAUGAAGAGAACAGCAACCGAGUCCAUCAGUGAUGAAGAACAGGAGGGGUCGGAGGAAAUGUACUCGGAGGGUGAAGAGGAAAACCUGAUGAGCGAGCCUGUAAUGGUGGAAAACUGAAAUGUCGAUCAUGACCAGUUAAAAUAAAAUAGAGCCAAUAGGUCUUCAGAAGAAAUGGAAAGUACUGUGCACAGACAGAGCCAGGGAUUUAGUGCUGGACAAGAUUGAAUUUUGUUCUGUUGUUUUCUUGUUCAGGUGCAUUCUUUCAGUGUAAACAUGGACAGACAGCAUCUACAUGCCUGUUAGAACAUGCCUGAUGCAUUUUACAUAUGGACAUAUAACUAUUGAUAAUUAUUAACUAUUGUUAAUUUUUUCUUAUUCUUGUAUGAUGAAAAUGUUGAUUUAAUUAUAGAAAAUGAUGGCUUCUAAUAUGUUUUUGUUUUAUUCACAUGUUUUAUUUCACGUCAAUAUUUUUAUGGAACGUGAGAGUCUUGGCCAGUGAAAUCCUGUGUAGUGGUAACACUAGCCAGAACUUGUGCCUGUAGCUCAAAAACCAACCCUGCAUUUUGUUGAUGAAAUGGUAGUCAGCAAUAUGUGCAGGCACAUCCUUGUUUUCCCAGAAUGGGAUGGGGGGCGUGACAGGAUGGCGGAGAGAGCAGACGCUCUGUGAUUAGCUCAGAGUAGCAAAACCUUUAAAAUCAACGGAAUAAACUUAUAACUCAUCAAAACCCUUAUUUAUCAGAUGUAAAACUUAUCCUAAUAAUUCAGACACGUGUAAGUAACCCUGAGCACCCCCUGGAGAACGAUAUUGUAGACCAUAACAUGGCUAGCACAUAAGCUAAUGCUAAAUUGAAAGCUCUCCAAGCACACGACUACAGUAGUCCAGAAAGUAUGGAAACUAAUAUCAGAGGAACCAAAAAUACCUUAACAUCGCCUUCCAAACCACCAGCACCACAGAAAAAGUCAAAAUCAGACGACGUCGUGGCUGCUGGAGCCCAUGCUGAAGACGCCUCUAACGCUGCGAUCCUGGCUGCUAUCGGCACUCUUCAAAACAUGAUGCAGGACUUCAAAGCGGAUCUAAAGCAGAACACGCUGACCAUAGCUAACAUCGCGAAAGCGGUAGAGUUUAACUCGAAAUCAAAGAAUGUAAGGAACAGCCCCAAAAACUGCCCGUCGAGGUGAAACAACUCAAAGAGAUGAACACAGAUCUUGGAAAAAGAGCAGCAGAAGUGGAAAAAAGAGCUGCAGAGUUGGAGCGUUAUAAAAGAAGAUGGAACCUGCGAGUAAAUGGCUUACAGGAAGAAAAAGACAAAAAUACACGACAAAUCAUCUCUGAUAUCAUCGGAAAGAUUGUGCCACAAUGGAGGGAGAAGAUGGAUUUCAUCCUGGACUCGGUACACCGACUGGGGCCGAGUAACACCAACCGCCCUCGUCAGAUCAUCAUGCAGUUCACAGGACGCCACUUCAGGGACGAACUCUGGCGGAUCACCAAACUUCACCCCGUGUGCAAGGAUCUCAACAUCCGCUUCGCAGAAGACCUCACCAAAGAAGACAGAGAGGCACGGAUGGCUGUGUGGCCGAAAGCUGAACAAGCAAGGAAGGCAGGUCUAAAGACAGUGUUCCGGGGCCCCCAUGCUUUCAUUAAUGGACAAAGAGUCUCGCCAUAGACACAACGAUUCAGGGUUUUUGAAUCCCGAAAACAAGUGAGUUGGAAUGAUAACGUUUUCUCAGGGUUUUGCUACUAUUAUAUAUUCCUAAUAGGAAACUCUACUGUUGUUUAAGUUCAGUAAUCCAUUGUUGUUGAUUGUUUGUUGUUUUGUUUUUGCCUAUGUUCAGUUUAAAGAGUACCAUCUCUCUAAUGUCUGUUAAUGCAAGGGGUUUAAGAGACAUGACAAAGAGAAAAAGUAUCUUCUUAUUUUGUAAAGGGAAGACGUCAAAUAUAAUUUUUUUGCAGGAAACGCAUUCUAAGGAUGAUGAUGUUAUAUUCUGGUGUAAACAAUGGGGAGAUGAAGCUUACUUUAGCCAUGGCACUUCAAGAUCAGCAGGAGUCGCCAUCCUCCUAAAUAACUUCAAAGGUCAUAUUGUGUCCCAUAAAGCAGAUGAGUUUGGUCACUGGCAGAUUCUUAUCAUAAACAUUGAUGGUCUGAAAUUCAUCCUAGUCAACUUUUAUGGCUAUAACAUUAGAAGAGAAAACCGAAACCAGCUACUUGAACAAAUUGGCUUAGGGUAAACGUACCUAUUAAGCUCAAGUUCCCAUUAAGCACACUGCCAUAUUUGAGCUCAGAUUAUAAAAAGAAAAAGCAAUGUAUUUUCCUAUUUGAUGUUUUAACCAAUUGAUGUGUUUGUUACUACAUACCUCCUGUAAUUUUAAACCAAUCAGACCAUUGCACACUGAGAUAUGUGUAUCUAUGUGUUCACACUGUCUGGCGGCCAUUUUGGAAGCUGUCUGAAAACUUUCACCAGAAGAGGAGCCCCUCAAAUGUGCAUUUUUUAUAUGUUUAAGCCUUUAUUUUGGUCUUAAGAUGACAAAAGCCAGACGAAACUAUAGUGAGGACGGAGAACACUACGUGAUGAAAUUUCUGAGCAGAGGUCCUGCUAACACGUAUGCCCUGCCAGUGCUAGACAAAAUUGAGGAUGUUGAGAAAAAAUUCAUUCUGUGUAAGGCACAACUAGAGGGUGCAGGACCCUUCUACUUGAAGAACCACCAAGAGAUAGACGAUCUCUACAAAAAGAAGAGAAUAUAAAUAGGUUGACAUUAUGAAGAGGCUUCAUAAUGUGGCUAGUUUCUGUGUUCAUCCCCAUGAAUUAAAUGUUUUAUUGGUUUGUUUUGUUAUUUAAUUGUUCAAUAUGUGUUACUUUGCUGAACGUGGACUAGUCUAGAUGUUGCAAUGAGUUUGAAUGACACGUCACUAAGCUACCUGAUCAAAUUGAAUGCCUUGUUGCUUGAUUUUAGUGUUCUGUUUUUUUGUGAUUGACUCUGUACCUUCAAAAAAACCUUUUUUCAAUCAUUCCAUAAAAAGGUUGUUUAAAAUAAACAAGAUUUUAUAAUAAAACUUGUUGUGAGCU